AUGUUACAUAUAUUUAAUAAUAAUAUUGAUGAUAUUAAAGAAUUUUUAAGCAGUAAUGAUAAUUCUAAAAUAUUUUCCUGUAAAGAAUUUAUCAACAAAUGUGUAGAUUUAUAUAAAAGUAUGGAUAAGGAUCACUGUUCAAUAGAUCGUGCUUCAGAUACAACAAAAAUUUUCACCUGUGAUAUAGUAAAAAAGUUUAAAAAUUUAUAUUGCUCAAAUAUUUACAAUACGUUGGAAAGGAACAAUGAUUUUCCAGAUUUAUAUGAUAUUACUACUAUUAAUAAUAUGGAGGGAUGCCCAUCAGAAGAAAAUCAGUCAUAUAGUGCUUCUACAGUAGAAAUCAAAGAAUCAGAUUCUUCUAAAAUUCAAAGCGUGCCCCCUGCUCUUGGCUUAAUGGCUGGAAUACCUCCUCUUUUAGUAUUAACAUAUAAAAAGAUGGAUAAAUUCGGCUUUACGCGGAAGUGGAAGAGGAAUAAAAACAAUUUGUAUGGCGAUGAAGGAAAUGAAAUAUUAUUUGAUGGAAAUGUACAUAGUGAAAUUAAUACUUAUAAUAUUGGAUACGAUGUACCAUAA
Molecule: messenger RNA, 573 nt
Organism: Plasmodium cynomolgi strain B
Lineage: Eukaryota; Apicomplexa; Aconoidasida; Haemosporida; Plasmodiidae
Exons: 2
Coding region: 1-573 (190 amino acids)
Source: RefSeq, a predicted model, not a curated record